This is a messenger RNA of Phaeodactylum tricornutum CCAP 1055/1, 1050 nucleotides long. RefSeq lists its product with no specific name. The record is from RefSeq and is a predicted model, not a curated record. NCBI's taxonomy places the organism in Eukaryota, Bacillariophyta, Bacillariophyceae, Surirellales, Neidiaceae. The transcript is spliced from 2 exons. The annotation marks the transcript as partial. Gene Ontology annotation, cellular component: cytoplasm.
CCGGUUACUAUUCUUUCCGGUUUUCUUGGAAGUGGGAAAACUACAUUGAUUCAGUAUAUACUGAAGUCCCCAGACCACGGAAAGCGAAUCGCCGUGAUUGAGAACGAGUUCGGGGAAGGCCUGGCCGUAGAAUCCAUGAUUGCCCGUGACGGAGUGGACAAUGGGUCUCUCAUAGAUCUGAUUGAGCUUCCAAAUGGCUGCAUCUGUUGCACGGUCAAGGACUCACUCGUUAGCACGCUGGAACUUCUGUUACAAAGACGCCGCGACCUCGAUUAUAUUUUGAUUGAAUGUAGUGGCAUGGCUAAUCCAGGUCCAAUUGCGAGUCUGUUCUGGCUGGACGAGGGUUUGUCUCGUUUGCGCCUGGACGGUAUUGUGACUCUCGUUGACGCAGCGCAUCUCGAACGCCAACUUGGGGCGACAAAGGAAGCUGCCCAGCAAAUUGCGUAUGCGGAUCGUAUUCUUUUGAACAAGGUUGACUUAGUGGAUGAGGCAUCGGCCUUGCGACUCCUCAAUUUGAUCCGAACGAUCCAUCCUACCGCUCCGAUUCGCCGAACGCAAUUUUCGGCAGUCCCUGACUUGACAUGGGUGUUGGAUGCUAGUUGCUUUGAUGUUGAUCGAGUCAAAGACGUCGACCGUGCGUUAAACGAAAUUGAACAUUGCUCAGAUCACUCUCAUCAGCACGAUCAUGGCAAAGAAGCGACGUGUUCUAUUUGUUUCGCUCACAAGCAUACCGCAUCUGUAUCCACACUGGCUAUUGUGGAGGAAGGGAGUGUCGAUCUUCGCAAACUGGACCAGUGGUUGGCUUCGCUGUUGUGGCCCAAUCAAGACGAGCAAGACAAAGUUUUGCCGGUCGAAUUCACGGACGACCACGGUUUGGACUCUCGACGAUUUAUUGUUCAAGCCGUGCAUGAUCUCUGGGAGACGCAUCCAGCGAGUCGCGAGCUACGAUGGGAUAGUGAGGAAGUACGAGACUGCAAGGUUGUUUUUAUUGGCCGCAAUCUGAAGAAAGAGGAUCUGCGAAAAGGGUUUCUAUCGUGUAUGCUACCAUGA